This is a messenger RNA of Anopheles merus, 1533 nucleotides long. RefSeq names its product general transcription factor IIH subunit 2-like. Gene Ontology annotation, biological process: regulation of transcription by RNA polymerase II; DNA-templated transcription; nucleotide-excision repair. The record is from RefSeq and is a predicted model, not a curated record. NCBI's taxonomy places the organism in Eukaryota, Metazoa, Arthropoda, Insecta, Diptera, Culicidae. Gene Ontology annotation, molecular function: zinc ion binding. Gene Ontology annotation, cellular component: transcription factor TFIIH holo complex; transcription factor TFIIH core complex.
CUUGCACAGAGUGUGUGUGAGUGUGUUGUUUUUUUUUUCUCGCCCCGUCUUUGCUGACAUUUCUUUGACAGCUAUCAGGAGAGGAAAAGUAAACCUACUGAUCAAACACAAUGGCGGACGAAGAGGAUCCAAAGGAAUAUCGCUGGGAGACGGGAUAUGAGAAAACAUGGGAAGCAAUCAAAGAGGACGACGAUGGGCUUAUCGAAGGAUCGGUUAGUGAUAUCAUCCAAAAGGCUAAGCGCAAGCGUCAAGCAAUGAAACGCGGCUUCAGUAAGCUUGGCAUGAUGCGCCACCUGUACGUGUUGCUCGACUGCUCCGAAGCGAUGACUGUCCCGGAUCUGAAACCAACGCGCUUUAUAUGUUCUCUAAAGCUGCUAGAACUGUUUAUCGAGGAAUUUUUCGACCAGAAUCCCAUUUCUCAGCUUGGCGUAAUUGCAAUGAAGGCAAAGCGCGCGGAAAAGAUUUCCGAACUCGGCGGUACCUCCCGGAAGCACAUUAAAGCGGUGCACGCACUAACCAAUGGCGUACCGCUGGUCGGUGAACCAUCGCUUCAAAACGGUCUGGAGCUGGCGCUGAAGACGCUACGAAUGAUUCCACAACACGCAAGCAGAGAAAUAUUAGUUAUUAUGGGAAGUUUGACCAGCUGCGAUCCGAACGAUGUCCAUCUGACGAUCGAAAAUCUUAAAACGGAAGGCGUUCGAUGCUCCGUGCUGUCUCUUUCAGCGGAAAUCCGUAUCUGCAAGUUCCUGUGCACCGAAACGGGCGGGUUGUUUGGUGCCGUGCUGGACGAUGCGCACUACAAGGAUCAGCUGCUUCAGCACAUCGAUCCACCGCAGGCCGGCAAUCAGCAGGAAUUUUCGUUGAUUAAGAUGGGUUUCCCGCACGGCAAGACGGAAUCGGGCAAGGAACCACCGUUGACGAUGUGUAUGUGCCACAUCGACAGUGCGGAUGAGCCGGCCAAACUGACCUCGGGCGGUUAUCACUGCCCCCAGUGCUACAGCAAGUAUUGUGAGCUACCGGUGGAAUGUUCAGCGUGCGGUUUAACGUUAGCCUCUGCGCCACAUUUAGCCCGCAGCUAUCAUCAUCUGUUUCCGGUGCCACAUUUUAACGAACUCCCGCUAGAGCAGGUACAGGUGCAGGAACCGCGCGACCCACCGGUGACAAACUGUUACGCCUGCCAGAAAACUCUCGCAAGCGGCACGGAUAUGGUAUACGAGUGCGAUGCCUGCAAGCAGGUGUUUUGCAUUGAUUGCGAUAUCUUCAUACACGAAACGCUGCAUUCAUGUGUAGGGUGUACGACGAUUCCGGCAUCGGCUCAAACUUUACAGGCACGAAAGCCGGUACCACCACCGCACAGUAUGUCUAUCAUAUAACGCUGUUGAAGCUACGGUAUACACGAUGAUGCAUUUGUUUGAAUCCGGCAUGCUCGAGCAUGUUGUUCAGAUGCUUAAUUGUACCAUUAAAAGUUGUCACUGGAAAAAAGGCGUUUGAAUAUAAACUUGAAAAUUGUGCUUAUUCAUUUGGAAGAAGGCU